Molecule: messenger RNA, 798 nt
Organism: Exophiala bonariae
Lineage: Eukaryota; Fungi; Ascomycota; Eurotiomycetes; Chaetothyriales; Herpotrichiellaceae
Exons: 3
Coding region: 1-798 (265 amino acids)
Source: RefSeq, a predicted model, not a curated record
AUGUCGGGUCUCCAUGAAGUCCAGACUGGCUCUGGUCGGUUGGCUGGGAAAGUUGCCUUGGUCACAGGCGCCGCCUCUGGCUUCGGCCUCGCCAUAACCCGCAAAUUCGUGGCCGAGGGCGCCAAAGUCGUUGCAGCAGACAUGAAUGGUGACGCACUAGCGAAAGUCUACGAUGUCAACUCCGCCUCAGCGGCACAUAUCGCUGCCGUCACUGCCAACGUGACCUUAGCGGACGACUGGGCCAAGAUGGUUGAGACAGCCGUCUCGAAAUUCGGCGGUCUCGACUGCCUCGUCAACAACGCAGGCACAAGUUAUAAGAAUAAGCCAACACUGGACGUCACAGAGGAGGAAUUCGAUAAAGUCUUCGCCGUCAACGUCAAGAGUAUUUACCUCAGCAUUCCUGCUGCUGUACCGGCGCUGAAACAGCGCGGGGGCGGAAGUAUCAUCAACAUCGCCAGUAUCGGCGCGAUGAGGCCCCGGCCAGGUCUAGUGUGGUACAAUGCCACGAAAGGCGCCGUUGCGAAUGCAAGCAAAGGACUCGCCGCUGAAUUCGGCAAAGACCAGAUCCGGGUGAACGCGCUGUGCCCACUACUAAGUGGAACAGGGUUGUUCGAACAGUUUGUCGGCGUGCCAUACACCGAGGAGAAUAUGCAGAAGUUCUUGUUCAACGUCCCGCUGGGUCGGCUGACGGACCCAGAUGAUAUUGCCAAUGUCACGGCUUUUCUCGCGAGCGAUGAGGGACGCUUCGUCACGGGUGUUAAUCUGGAGGUCGAUGGUGGGAGAGCGGUUGGUGCGUAG